This is a messenger RNA of Aphanomyces astaci, 723 nucleotides long. RefSeq lists its product as hypothetical. The record is from RefSeq and is a predicted model, not a curated record. Bases 44 to 637 code for a protein of 197 amino acids. Gene Ontology annotation, molecular function: acyltransferase activity, transferring groups other than amino-acyl groups. NCBI's taxonomy places the organism in Eukaryota, Oomycota, Saprolegniomycetes, Saprolegniales, Verrucalvaceae. The transcript has a single exon.
GGCAGAUUCAAUUUGCAUGCAUCAGUGAACAAUCAGUUGAGUUAUGACCAAGUGGUUGGGCUCAUUGCCAGUUGCCGUAUCCGAGUCAGGGUUCUCGUACAUGUUGACGCCGUGGACCCGAGUGAUGGCUCCAGCGCUGGCGAGGCAUGCCAACGACGAGUUGGUCGCGAGGUAUCUCACGCCGCAGUUUCCACAUCCAUACACGAUGGACCAUGCGUUUGGAUACAUUUCCUAUGCUACGACCACGACCAGCGAAGACAUUCUUGCGAUUGUGCGUGUGAACCCAGCAACUCUCGAGCAGGAAGCCAUUGGCAGCAUUGGCAUGAUCUACUCCAACGACGACGACACUGCCAAGUUCGGGUACUGGUUGGGCCAAGCUCAUUGGGGAAAAGGCGUCGCGUCUGCUGCGGUGCACUCGUUUUUGACGGGGGUAAUAAGCAACGACAAUGACCGGAGGGGCGUGAAGCUCGUGGAAGCCUCAGUGUACGCUCCAAACGCAGCGUCACAGCGUGUCUUAGAGAAGAAUGGAUUUCAAGUGCUUCGAGUUGAUCCCAAGCUACCGUAUCGUGACGGAGGUGUCAUGGAAGCUAAGAUCCUUGUGAAAAGAUUGGGCGAUGGUUUAGUAAAACUGCCAUGACAAUACAUAUGUCAGUGAAAGUGGAGUGUAGUCUACUGUACAGUAAGUAGUCAACACAUUAACAUCUAAUAGUCCUCUGUACACUA